AUGAGUGAUAAACUUACCCGUAUUGCUAUCGUUAGCGCUGACAAGUGCAAGCCCAAGAAGUGUAGACAAGAAUGUAAGCGUUCUUGUCCUGUGAACCGUAUGGGUAAGCUCUGUAUCGAAGUCGAGCCUACUUCAAAGAUCGCCUUCAUUUCCGAGGAGCUUUGUAUUGGUUGUGGUAUUUGCGUAAAGAAAUGUCCUUUCGGCGCCAUUCACAUUAUCAACUUGCCCACCAACCUCGAGGGUGAGGUCACUCAUCGUUACUCUGCCAACUCUUUCAAGCUUCAUCGUUUGCCUGUACCCCGCCCUGGACAAGUAUUGGGUUUGGUCGGUACUAACGGUAUUGGUAAAUCAACCGCCUUGAAGAUUCUCUCUGGUAAGAUGAAGCCCAAUUUGGGUAAAUUCGAAGCACCCCCUGACUGGCAAGACAUCCUGAAGUAUUUCCGUGGUUCCGAAUUGCAGAAUUAUUUUACCAAGAUUUUAGAGGACAACUUGAAGGCCAUCAUCAAGCCUCAAUACGUUGAUCACAUUCCCAAGGUCGUCAGCGGCAAAGUGCACCAACUGUUGGAAGAUAAGCAUGAACGCAACAAUUUGGAGGAGAUGAUUGAUUAUUUGGAUCUCAAGGAUGUGCUUCAGCGUGAAGUGGGUCAAUUGUCUGGUGGUGAGUUACAAAGAUUUGCCAUUGGUGUCGUCGCUGUCCAACAAGCCGAUGUUUAUAUGUUUGAUGAACCUUCAUCUUAUUUGGAUGUCAAGCAACGUUUGAACGCUGCUCGCGUUAUUCGCUCCCUGUUGUCUUCCAGCACCUAUAUUAUCUGUGUCGAGCACGAUUUGUCCGUCUUGGAUUACCUUUCCGAUUACAUUUGUAUCCUCUACGGUAGACCUUCUGCUUAUGGUGUUGUCACUCUCCCUUACUCUGUUCGUGAAGGUAUCAAUAUCUUCUUGGACGGUAACAUUCCUACUGAGAAUUUGCGUUUCCGUGAAGAAUCCUUGACCUUCAAGAUUGCCGAAACUGCCACUGAAGCCUCUGUUUCUAAGGUUAACUCUUACAAGUACCCCAAGAUGCAAAAGGUGCUCGGUGAUUUCAAGCUGGAUGUCGAAGGUGGUGAGUUCCAAGAUUCUGAAAUCAUUGUCAUGUUGGGUCAAAACGGUACUGGUAAAUCUACCUUUAUCCGUUUGUUGGCUGGUCUCUUGAAGCCUGAUGGUGAUGCCAAGAUUCCUCAAUUGAACGUCUCUUACAAGCCUCAAAAGAUCUCUCCCAAAUUCAAGGGUACUGUUCGUAUGUUGUUCUUGAAGAAGAUCAAGGGUGCCUUCUUGAACCCUCAAUUCAACACCGAUGUCAUUAAGCCAUUGAACAUUGAAAACAUCAUUGAUCAAGAAGUCAUGCACUUGUCUGGUGGUGAAUUGCAACGUGUUGCUAUUGUCCUUGCCUUGGGUCAACCUGCUGAUAUUUAUCUUAUCGAUGAGCCUUCUGCUUACCUCGAUUCCGAACAACGUAUCAUUGCUGCCAAGGUCAUCAAGCGUUUCAUUAUCCAUUUCAAGAGAACUGCUUUCAUUGUAGAGCACGAUUUCAUCAUGGCCACCUAUCUCGCUGACCGUGUUGUUGUCUACGAUGGUACUCCUUCCGUCCAUGCUGUUGCCAACACUCCUCAAUCUUUGUUAUCUGGUAUGAACAAGUUCUUGGCUUCUCUUCAAAUUACUUUCCGUCGUGAUCCCACCAACUACAGACCUAGAAUCAACAAGCUUGACUCUCAACUCGAUCAAGAUCAAAAGUCAAGUGGCAACUACUUCUUCUUGGAACAAUAA
Molecule: messenger RNA, 1800 nt
Organism: Mucor velutinosus
Lineage: Eukaryota; Fungi; Mucoromycota; Mucoromycetes; Mucorales; Mucoraceae
Exons: 3
Coding region: 1-1800 (599 amino acids)
Biological process (GO): ribosomal subunit export from nucleus; translational initiation; translational termination
Molecular function (GO): ATP binding; iron ion binding; ribosomal small subunit binding
Source: RefSeq, a predicted model, not a curated record